Molecule: messenger RNA, 1314 nt
Organism: Archocentrus centrarchus (flier cichlid)
Lineage: Eukaryota; Metazoa; Chordata; Actinopteri; Cichliformes; Cichlidae
Product: transcription factor HES-7-like
Exons: 3
Coding region: 59-718 (219 amino acids)
Molecular function (GO): protein dimerization activity
Source: RefSeq, a predicted model, not a curated record
CUGAUCGGUGUCAGGCUGAAAAGGAAGGUGUAACCACCGGAUCAGAGCAUCGGCUACAAUGAAGCUACCACUGGAAGCGGAGGACGCAACAAGCAAGAAAAAGUUAAUAAAAUCUCAGGUGGAGAAACGUCGAAGGGAGAGAAUGAACCGCAGUUUGGAGCGUCUGAGGACCAUGCUGCUGCAGGAGCCGCACGAAGGGGGGACUCAGCACCGAGUGGAGAAAGCUGAGAUACUGGAGCACACAAUCCUCUUCCUCCAGAACACUGCCACAGGCGAAAAGGCGACAGGUGGAGGUGGGAGCCGGAAAAGCUCCUUCCAAGACGGUUUCUCCACUUGCUUGCAGACAGCGUCUCGGUUCCUGGGCCCCGAGGGGAAAAGGUCGCAGCUCGGAUCGGCGCUGGACGCAGCUUUCGCUGCUCGUUUGGCCCGUUCACACUCUCAUCCUGCGGGUCUGCAAAGCAGAAACUUUAUGCCACACGCAAAGUUCAUCCUGCGGAUGCUGAGACAGAAGUCCAAGCUCAGACUGCGUGCACGUGCCUCGGGGGAGAAACUCUUUGUCCGACCUUACCCACUUCCACUCCAGCAAAGGCUUCCCAGAGACACCAAACAGCCUCUGAAACAAAGGGAGUCUGAGAUCAGGGCGGAGAAAGGAGCGACCAAACAGAGCCCAUCCCAGAGCUCCCCGGACAGCCAGACUUUGUGGAGACCCUGGCCCUGAUCAUCAGGCAGGGACUUCGGAGCUAUCAGUGACUAAAGACUAUUUACACCGAAAUAUUUGACACUGACUGUUGGUAUCUAUAUGCUGUAACUGAAAAUACUUGUAGUCUUAUAAAGACACAAACUCUCAGAGCCUGUAAAUAAUGUAAAUUCAUGUUUUGUACCUGGGCUGUAUGUGUGAUGGGUUAAUUCACUGUUUUAAAUACUUUUCAAUGAGCUCUGUCAGCGGGGCAUCCAUGUGAUCUGCUUACACAGGGACUCUACGGGAUACAGGUGAGCUGGGAUCGCUGUGCCGAAGAGCAAGUGAAGAGGUGAGUAUCACGAAGAUGAACAGAUUCCGUCCUCAUUGAUGCACUGCUUUAAACCGCUGCUGUAUCUGCUGUCAUGAUCCAGGGGUGUGCUGCCGUAGCGGAUAAUGACCGAGUGUCCAUCCGUCACAUUUCCAGGUGUGGAAGCUCGGGGUUUGAGGCUGGGGGACCCACGCAACCCCCCCAUAUUCACCUGCCUGCUGGCAUGAGUGACAUCUGUGUCUCUGUGUACAAUCUAACUUGAAUUCAAUCUGACGAUAAAUCUUGUAUUUUUUGCACAAUAAUUUAU